This is a messenger RNA of Frieseomelitta varia, 6536 nucleotides long. RefSeq lists its product as uncharacterized. Gene Ontology annotation, biological process: imaginal disc-derived wing hair organization. NCBI's taxonomy places the organism in Eukaryota, Metazoa, Arthropoda, Insecta, Hymenoptera, Apidae. Gene Ontology annotation, cellular component: cell cortex. Bases 1692 to 5603 code for a protein of 1303 amino acids. The record is from RefSeq and is a predicted model, not a curated record. The transcript is spliced from 10 exons.
AGUUGCCUCGACGAUAUGGGCUGUUCGUGCAAAAAUGAAAUACUCCAUAUACAGAGUGAGGUAUUGUGCAGGCAGUGGUCCACGUGCGAUUCAAUGCUCUCGAGUCUCUCGCUUUGGAAGUAGAAACGACCGUCAGUCGCGCUCGUCCGUCGUAGUCGGAGACAUCCGCGAAGUCGUAGACGAAUGUGAUCGCCGAAAGGGAAUCGUUGAAAAUCGAAUGCCAAAAAGGCAACUACCGACUACCACGAAUAACGAACGUAACCUGAGAAACAAUGCCACGAGGAGAAGCGAGAAACAGACAAGGGAAAAACUUGGUUCGCGUAAAGGACUAAAUGAAAGAAACGAUAAGAAAAAGAAAGAAGGAAAAAAAAGGCGUAGAUUAGUGAGAGAGAAGAAAGUGAUAGGAGGGAAGACUAUGCGCUACUGGCGAACGAUGAACAGAUAGCCGAUAGACGAGAAUUUUUUGUUCCAGCGAUGGGAACACUCUGUGUUUCGCGGAGAUUGAAUCAUUUUUCUGGCUGAAAGUCCCUGGCAGGAAGCAGGAAGGAUCUGGUGAACACCAUAAAUUUACAAGAUCGAAGACAAUAGGAUAUUUCAACGACGCUAGGCUCCGUGGUAGUUCGAGGCCGUCACUGGUUGGCGCCAUCUAGCAAGGCGAGCGACCGAAAGAGAAAGAAAUUCUCCGCGGGAUCGCGACGCCAGGAUCUGAAGAGGGACGAGGGAUCACGAGGGAAGGACAGAGCGGCCGCCGGUGGAAAGGAGACGGAGCAAGAUCGUCGUAGCUCCGCUUGCGCUCUCAGGCACAAACUACUCGACCACCAGCCAGCACGGAUCCGAAACCCUAUCUUCCGUUGUCUCUUGGGUUACUCGCUUCGUAGAGGCUCGUCGCCCCAAAAGUUCGCGCGAGACAACCCCGAGAACGCCUCUGGAUCCUUUGCGUCGUUGGAUCCAUCCAACGCGAGUCCAUCAGAUUCUGAUCGGAGUCCGUUCGAUCCAUUGAAAGACUGAUCCAGACAGGGCAAUGACUGUCGUCGUCGUCAUUGUUGCCUCGCCGUCACGUUUACGCAGGGCUUGCCUCCUCACACGGCAGCCCCUUGCACGACAAUGAACAGAAAUAACCAAGCAGACGAUUAGAUCGUAAAGAAAACAAAAACUGUCCGUAUCACGCUGUGACUUUAGACAGAGGCCCGUUCGGGAAACGACCCUCCAAACAGAGCUCUUGCUCCACACAAGCAAGUUGUUUCACAUCGAUUCGUUCGAACAUGUGCCGUUGCUCUCUGCCCACGAAACUUCGAGAUUUCGUAGGGUUCUCUCCGGUCGGCAGAGAGAACGUGAUCCUCGUGGAAAGGCCGGUUACUGUCGGUGUUUGUAGAUGUUGUUGAACAAAAAUCGGACGAUAGAUAUUCUUCGUUCGCGCGGGGAAGAAUAUGGACGAUCGCGAUAAAUCGUGGUGAACAUUGUGAAAGGAGGGAACAACGGAGAGAUCGCGUGGGCGGAAGGUGGAAGAUUCGCAGGAUGAAGAGGAUUGUCUGGACGGUGUGAUGCAAGUACACCUCGGCUGCUAACAGGCAUCGUGCACGUGCUGCGAGGAUCAUCGAUCAUUAGUCUUCGUCGAACAACUGGGGACCGAUGGGAUUCACCGCAUGGCAUCGUUGGAUCCAGUUGAUAAUUAACAGAAUGCAGUGGAGAAGAUGCGUCUUCUAGUCCUCGUCCUCGCGGGCUGCUUGAACGUUCUCAAGAUCGUCCGUUCUCAAGAGCUUUCGGUCAUCAGGCACUCCGAUGGAGAUAUUUUCACAUUGGAAGGUUCCUGUGCAGAGGCUUGCACGGUGCUCAGCAGCGGAACAGCCAGCCCUUAUACACGGAGUCCUUCGACCGCAGGACUCGUUCCUCCCAACAACACGUGCACCUGUCAGUGCAACCACGGCCUCCCCAUCUUCCGGGAGGAUCUUCACAUCUGCGUGAGUGAUAUUCACGAAUGCAACGUUGGUGGUUUCGUCAGCAACACAGGCCAGAUUGAAAGAGUACCGUAUGUGUUUCUACCGCAACGUGGCCAAAUAAUCUACCCCCAUGCGGAAAUUCAAUUCGAGGGUGUGACUACGCCAGUGUGUGGUAUAACCGGAGCUCAGCAAUUAGGGCGUGCAGGAUGGUCAGAAUUGAAGAACCUUUCGGACACCGAGCCACCCUUCAGGCUGUUCCGUGACGAAGGAAGAACGUUUCUUCAGUGGAUCGGCGAAACAGGAUUAAGAGCGGCAGCCGAAGGUCGAGUAGUGACGGCUAAACUCGUUUGCAGAGACGCCUCGCCAAAGUCGAAGCUUUCUGGUGUCUUCACCCCGUGUGUGGCUUUCAGAGUGGCCGGUUCACCAUCUAAGAGUAACGUUCGAGAAGUGAUGUUCUCUUCGACGACACAACUCUCCCAAGGCCUUUCCGCCACGGAAUACACGGCCAUUGGUCUCUCGUCCGUGAUCCUUGCCUUGAUCUACGUCGCCAGCGUAUCCUUGUACUUGCACAGCAAAAAGGCCAGAAGGAAAAUCGUCGAGGAGCCGGAAAUAAGUCUGACUCCUGGUCGAGAAGUCAGUGGAUUGGUGAAGAACAACCCUUUGCUCGCUGCCUCGAGACACUUUGAAAGCGAUACAAAUAGCGGUUUAACGGAGAGCGAUGUUGGCGAUGAUCUUCCACUGAGCGACGGUGAACAAGGAUUCGACAAUAUUACUUCAGCUAUCGUUCAUCCCCAUUGCAUUUACAUGGAACAGUCUGAGGGUUGCUUCGGGACUGGAUCGAUUUUAGGCGAAAGAUUACCAGAAGAGGACGUGCGGGUCGUGGAAACUGCGGAUAAUCCUCAACAACAGGAUAUUCCGGUGUUACCAGGCGCACAAAGAAGAAAGCUCUACUUCAAUCCUGCUUACUUCGACAGGCAAUUGUUACUCGCGCCCCCUCCAGCAGCCAUCGAGUUCCUUCUCAAGAUUCGAGAAGUUAUCUCUAUCGCGAAGCACAAAAUGGCAGCGAAGAGAUUCAUUCCUACUCUCGUCGGUAUCCCGGAGGAGGAAACGAACGCGGAACACUGCGAUACCACGAAGAAUCAGCAACAAUCAGCUUCGAAUUCGGCUCAGAGUUCCGUCACGAAGUUACGGAAAUCCCAACGAUGCACCGGGUGUCCAGGUUGCAGAGACUCGUUUAGGGACGCUCUCGCGCUUUCGGAGCCUAGCCAGCCAAGUCCAGGCGAGAGUAAAGUUCGAGCGUGGUUGGAGGACGUCAGAUCGUCGCCUCAGCGACGUUGGCGAGACGCCGAGGAAGCUCGGAAGACGCUCCAGGAAAAUACGAAAACGUUCAACAAGAACUUGGAGUACUUGAAAGAAUUAGCUAAACGAGAAUUCGACGCGAACGCGAAGGGUUCAACAGGGAGGCUUCUCUCCUCGUGGAAGGACAAUCCACCGAUGAUGAAAACGUUCCAAAACGUGGCGAGAAGCGAAAUCAUCGAGACGGACGAUCAACACAGUGUUUCGAAACGGUCGACCAAGUCAAUGUUCGAGGAGUCGAGCUAUUAUUCGUUGAAGAACGGUGAUUCUUUGCUCGGCAAUGGCAACGAUAUUGUCAAUGACAAAGUGAGGAAGGCCAUCGAGAAUUCGUUCAUUAAACAGAUGGAGGAGAACGUGGCGUUGGAAAAGGAAACAGUGGAGAGACCAGGAACCAGAAUGGAAAAGAAGAUCGCAGUUCCUGAGGACGAAUGUAAUAAAACGAAAGAAAAGGGCAACGCAAUGGAGGCUUCGCUCCAGAAACAAGCGAAUAAACGCAACGAGAAUUCGACACGAUCGAAGAAAGAGCUACCGGAUAUGAUCAACGAGCUUCCAAAUGCUAAGAACACAGCGAAACGUAUAAUGGACGCCGUGAUCCGCGAGAUGGUUGACGCGAAGGUGCUGGAACAUCAUUCGAGAUCAGAGAAUAUCGUGGAUUACGAAGUGGAUAGUCUAGAACGAUCCAAGUCCAGCCGAAAAUCCUCUACUUCGCCAGAAUCUACCGAUCAGUCGAGUCCAGCGUUGUCUACCGCUUUGCCAAUGGACGAGGAACUGACGAUGCAGAACGCGGUGAUUAACACCAAGACCGGUGAAAUGAUGAUGCCCAACAAACUGAACAAGGACAUUCCCGAGAAAGGCUAUUACAACAGUCUGCCCGAAUUAAUCUGUUCGCAAAAAUUGGAAAGUUAUUCGCUUGUCAGCGAGGUAUACGUGAACGACGGCUACGAUAGUCCAGCUUGCAGCGACGAUUCCGGGCCAGAGAUUCAAUACGAGCCCGAAAACCCUGGACAUUUAACCAUCAAGGUCCAAGAUUCGCCAAAGAACUACGUGAAACACGACGAGUCUGAAUACGAGCCCGACACAUUGGACAGAAAACCAAUGAAGCUGAAGAUCAACGACGACGUGAACUACGAGAAAGAUAUUCCCAACGAGAUUUACGUAGACUCCCUCGAAAGACCUGCUCAAAUCCUCCUUAAAAGCAAAGGCAGCUUCCGCGACCAAGACUCGUCAAAAAAUGGCCACUGUUUGCAACGUAACUACGGCAGCCUUCGAGAAAUAUACGAAGCUAGGUUGAAAUCGUAUCCCAGAGACUUGGCCAAUAGCAGUAAAUCGUUGAACGGCCAUUCAGAGGACUCGAUGUCUUGGAAGAAGUGUAAAUAUUUAACACCAGAGACCAGACAAUUGAAGAGGCAACGACAACCGAGCAACCAACCGGACGUGGUGCCAUUACCGCCUACGGAGGAUAUCUAUCAGCAUCCGAAACCUCCGCGUCGCGUAAAGGACGGGAAAUUAUUAUCGAGCUCUCUGUCAAAAAACGGCUGGGACAGGAGUCCUGCCGAAGCGGGUGACCCUACAACCAGCAACGGUGCUCCUGUCCCCUGUGAACACGUCCACGUAGGGACCACUUCGCCAUCUUGCUCCUGCAAGUCUCAACUGCAGCCCGAGGAAUCGACGACAAGGUGCAGACACCAAUUGGAAAGCCAAAUCCGAAGCAAUUCCACGCGAGGCAAAUCAAAAUCCAUUCCUUCUGCGUCGUGGAGCAACUCUCGUAGUUACAGAGAUAAAAGAAAAAUAUUCGACCAAUGCCACAAACAAGAUCACCAGAGGAGAAACAGCGAGUCUCAAGCUAGCAAGAAGCAUUGGUCGAGACCUUCCAGAAACGAAUCAACCAGCGAUUCCGCGAGUCGUAUAUCUGGCUGUCAGCAAUCACGAAUGAAAGUGGAAGAUAGCGGAUACUUGAGCAGCACGGACAGCAAUGGCUCGCACAAACAGUUGCUGAAACACGAGGUGAGCAGCGUAUCGGAAACCGACGAGACCGAAUCAGUCUGUGACGGGGCGAGCGAAAGCGGCGCCGAAAGCAUCGGAACGGACAGCGUUUUCUUUGGAAAUUUCCGCAAACUCUCAGGCGUAUCCAACUUUUCGAAGAGCAUCGAUUCAGGAGUGGAAAUCGGCACGAAGAACACAUACCUCCAACCAUUUUGUGUCAGAAACGAGAAUGGAGUUGUAGAGAGAGCAAACUUUAGCACCAGCGAUAGCGAGACUGAAAGUUUUAUAACAGUGCUUUUGCCGUAUGGACCUAAGGAGUCAAUUUAAUUAUGCAUGAGGAAACUAUUCAGUGAGGAAACUAUAUUGUUUUCUUAUUAUUUUGAAACAAAGUUAGUAAAGAAUAGAUGAUUAGAGUUGAUUAUAGUAUAAUUAAUUAUUGUACCUGUUUAGUGGUUGCAGUUGACGAUUGUGAUGGUAUAGAAUCUCUUUCAGCCUUGUUUCCUUUCUUUUUUCAAAGGCUAUAUAAAAAAAAAUGAAACUUGGAGAUACAGUAUUACACACGUUUGGAAUGAGUAAAAAUCAAAUAUUAAAAUAUUAAAUUGCCAUCUAUCUAGGUAGAUAUUUUCACAAAUGGCAAUCAGCAAUUCCUCCCACAAUAGACAUAUUUAAUAUCAUUUAAGGCCAGUACUUUCAUGUUAUUCCUUCACGGCAAUUACUUUAUUUUUUAUAAAAACCUUAAUUUUUAAGUAAGUAAUUUUUAACUAUGUUUUAAGUAGCUGUUUUUCUUUUCAUUUGAUUAAUUAAACGUGAUACACACAUCUAAAAGUUCGCCAAACGGGUAAAUGUAUAGUUUUGUAUUAAGUCUGAGUAAAGCUCAAGUAAAAAUAAUCUAUUUUGCAUUUACUAAUUUGCUAGCUUUCAAUUUACUUAUAUCAUAUGCUACAAAAAGAAUCAAUAACUUUAAGAAAAAGAUUCAUUUAAUCAUAUUCUAUAUAUCAUAUUUAUGUAAUUAGUUUAUAACAAAGAAAGAUAUACGGCCGACGAAAUAUGCAAAGAUUGCCAUGGUAAUAUAAUUUAAUAGUAUGUAAAACGGCCGGAAGUGCAAUAUUACCUUACAGAAAUAUAAUAGAUAGUUAAUUAUAUAGAUUACUUAUAUUCUUACUAGAAUACUGUAAUGUUACAAUUUAUAUUAUUACUUAUACAAUUUAUAAUUGCUAGUCGAUGCGAUAAUAAUUUCGUAAUUAAAAGAAAAUUUUUACA